Messenger RNA from Carlito syrichta (Philippine tarsier), 2178 nucleotides. RefSeq names its product gamma-interferon-inducible protein 16. The record is from RefSeq and is a predicted model, not a curated record. Gene Ontology annotation, molecular function: double-stranded DNA binding. The transcript is spliced from 10 exons. Gene Ontology annotation, biological process: cellular response to interferon-beta; activation of innate immune response. Lineage: Eukaryota; Metazoa; Chordata; Mammalia; Primates; Tarsiidae.
AUGGAAAGUAAAUGUAAAAGAAUUGUUCUAACAAAAGGAUUAGAGGAGUUGAGUUCCUAUUAUUUUAGAAUGAUUAAGUCCUUACUGAGUAUGGAUUUAAAACUGACUGAAAAAACGCGAGAAGAAUAUGACAGAAUUAAGAUUGCUGACUUAAUGGAAGAAAAGUUCCGUGGUGAUGCUGGUUUGGGCAAACUAAUAAAAAUUUGCCAAGAUAUACCAGCACUUGAACAUAUUGCUGAAAUUCUUAAAAAAGAAAAGCUAAAAGCCAAAGAAGCAAUCCCAUCAAAGAAAAGGAAGCUGGAGGAAGUGAGUCCAGCUACACCUGAACCCACCAUAAGCCACACUCUCACAUCUAAAGAAGCAGAGGAGGCUCCUGGAGCUCAGACUCAGAAAUCACUGGCCAAAUGUCAGGUAAAUGCCAGAAGACAUAUUCUCCAACAGGGCCCAAUGAUAGUGGUGGUACUGAAUGCAACAGAACUAUUUGAAUAUGAAGCCUCAGAAAAUGAGAGAAAACAAAUGUUCCAUGCUACAGUGGCUACCAAGACACAGUUAUUCUAUGUAAAAGUUUUAAACACCAAAUUGAAAAGACAAUUUACCCACAAAAAAGUCCUUAUCAUAUCAAAUUAUUUUGAACAUGGAAAUCUCCUAGAGGUGAAUGAAGACUCUUCUGUGUCUGAAGCUGGUUCUGACCAAAAGAUUGAUGUUCCAAACAACAUCAUCAAAAGAGAAAAGGAAACUUCAAUGAUUGAUAUUCUUUACAAGCAAGCUUCAGGAACUAUUGCAUAUGGGUUAUUUACACUAUGUAAGAAAACAGUAAAUAAGAAGGACACCAUCUAUGGAAUUCAGGAUGCAACAGGAAAUAUGGAUGUAGUGGGAAGAGGAACAUGCCACAACAUCCCUUGUGAAGUAGGAGAUCAGCUUAAACUCUUCUGCUUUCGACUACGAAAAAAGAACCAGAUGUCAAAACUGAUGUCUGAAAUGCAUAGUUUCAUAGAGAUAAAGAAAAAAACAAAUCAGAGAAAUAACCCCACUGACAUAAAGCUAUCCCAGGAAAAGAGUCAGCUUACAGCAUAUUCAGAAGCCUGCACAGCCCUAACUGGGAACCAUCCCCAGCCUGCUCAGCUGCCACCAGUAACGCCAUCCCAGGGUUUCUUCACUCAGAAAAGUGAAGACACAAUCACCAAAAUGUAUGACUACAAGAAGAUGCAGGUAACGAAGGAUGAGAGUCCACUUCCAGGACCGUCUCGGACCAGCCUGCACACAGUUAAGAGCAGUCACCAGACUCCUUGCAUGCCUCCAACAACACCAAACAGCAGCUCCUUAACUAAGAAAAGCAAAGGCACAAUCACCAAAAUGAAUGACUGUCUCAAGAUGCGAGUACCCAAGCAAGAAAGUCCGUUUCCAGGACCGACCCGGGCCAGCCAGCACACGAUUAAAAGUAGUCCCCAGACUCCUUCCAUGCCUCCAACGACACCAAACAGUAGCUCCUUCACCAAGUAGAAACCAAGAUUGAAGACUGUUCUUCAAGAAGCUUCCAAAGAAGAAGGCUACCAAAGUGGCCCCAAAGAAGUCAUGGUGCUGAGUGCAACAGAACUAUUUGUAUAUACGCUAAAGGAGCAGAAAAAAAUGUUUCAUGCCACAGUGGCUACUGAGAAUGAGUUCUUCCAAGUGAAGGUUUUUGACACUGACUUAAAGGAAAAAUUCAUCCCAAAGAGGAUCAUUGAAAUCUCAGAUUAUUAUGGCCGCAAUGGGUUCCUGGAGGUAUACCAAGGUUCAUCUGUGUCUGAUGUGAAAUCUGAGAGAAAGAUGGAGAUCUCAAGCAGGGUGAUUACAAGUGCCGAAGCGACUCCUAAAAUCAGUGAUCUUUACUCAAAAGCUAAAGAAACAUUUGUGAAUGGGGUGUUUAUGGUACAUAAGAAAAAAGUGAGGGAUGAAUGCACUUUUUAUGAAAUACAAGAUGAUACAGGGAAGAUGGACGUGGUAGUAUAUGGACGACUGACCCAUGUCAACUGUGAGGAAGGAGAUAAACUUAAACUCAUCUGCUUUGAAUUUGCACCUUCAAGUGCGGCUAAGUGGCAACUGAGAUCAGUAAUUCACAGCUACAUCAAGGUCAUCAAGCCCAGGAAAAGCAAAAAAGAAUCACUCAAAGCUGAUUCAAAUAUGGAAACUUCACUUUAG